Cyanistes caeruleus (blue tit) is the source of this 3434-nucleotide messenger RNA. Lineage: Eukaryota; Metazoa; Chordata; Aves; Passeriformes; Paridae. The record is from RefSeq and is a predicted model, not a curated record.
CUAAUAAGAACAAAGAGGAAUGUUUAACCAUAAAUAGCUUCAAGAUACUCAUGGCAGAUUCAUCCAGUGAUUCAGACAACUUUCUUACGGGUCGAGUGGGAAGGCGGCCUUUGAGAGCAUCCCACAACAGAGCUCAGAACUAUGGUGCUGAAGAAGUUACAGAGAAGAUCCAUACUUUAGCAAGCACUUUGCAGGAUACCAACAGAAAUCUAAGACAUGUUGACCAUUUGCUAGGACAAUACAGAGAAUACAACAAGGAACAAACCAAAGCAAUAACAACUUUAAAAGAAACACUGGAGCAAUCUAUUGGUCAAUUAAGGAGCCAGCGGCUAGCACGAAACUCUGGAAUGAGAAGUGCAUCUCUCUCAAGUUUAUAUCCCAGUGACCUGGAUGUAGAAGGAACAUCAGGCAACCGCCACUUCCUGCCCACUUCUCCUCUCAGGGAUUAUGGAGAUUCACAGGGCAAUAAACAUCGAAGGUCUAGAUCUGCAAGUGUUCGAUUUGUCAAUGAGGCAGAUAAUGUGGACCAGCUGCAUUCUUUCCACCAGUCUCUUCGAGAUCUCAGCAGUGAACAAGUUCGCCUGGGAGAUGACAUCAGUCGUGAGCUUUCAAGAAGAAAUCGGACUGAUGCUGAAUUAAGAAAGACUUUAGAAGAAUUGUCUGAAAAGCUCACUGAGUCCCAAAGACAAGAAACGGUAUCAGAACGAGUAGAGAGAAGACUUCAGGAGAUAGAAGAAGAAAUGCGUGCUGAAAGACAGCUUGUAGAAAGGCGCCAGGACCAGCUGGGGCACGUGUCUCUUCAAUUACAGGAGGUUUUAAGGAAGCAAGAUGCUAAAGCAGAUGAAACAGAAGAAUUAAUGAGAAACAAACUUGUGACAUAUGAAAAUGAAAAGCAUCAGCUUGAGCAGGAAUUAGAACAGUCCCGGAAAAAGUUGAGUGAAUCUGAAGGCAGUAGAGAAGCUCUUUUGCAUCAGAUUGAGGAUCUUCGUUCCCAGCUUUUGAGAGCUGAAGAAGACCGUGUAGAAUUGCAACAUCAAAUUUCAUAUGCUGCUAUGCAUCGCCAGAGCUACCAGGAUGUACAAGAUGAUGACAGAAGAAUUAGAGCAGUGACUGAAAGAUAUGAGAGAGAGAAGCAAGAUCUAGAGAAACAUAUUUUGGAACUUAAAGCAAAGUUGAGUCAUAAUGCUGUAAUGUCAGAGGUAGAAGAACUGAAGAGAUGUAUAGAGCGUAAGGACAAGGAGAAAGCACAGCUCGUAAUGCACAUAGAGGGGUUAACAUCUGACCUGGAAAACAGGGAGAAGCAGCAGGAAAAAAUGCUGGACCAGCUAAAGGAGAUACAGAAUUGCUACAAGGCUUGUGAGAACGGACGUAGACAAACUGAACUCCAGUCUGCUGAGUUAGCUCAACAGGUUGAAGAGAGUACCAAGGAAGCAGAACGGUAUCUCACUGAAUUCAAGCAUUCAGAGGCACUCAGGCUGGAGAUUGAGAAAAAAAGAGAAGAUUUGAAAGUGAGAGCCCAGGAAACCAUCCGCCAAUGGAAAUUGAAGUGUAAGAAACUGGAUCGUGAGAUAGAAAAACAAAAUCAAACUAUCAGUGAGCUGAUGGACAAGAAUAGUCAGGCCCUCAAAGACAAAGAUGAUCUCAAAAGUCAGCUUCUCUCAGCUAUAAACCAGAUAGAAAACCUGCGGAAAGAGCUGGAUGAUGUGCUUACAAAGAGAGCCCAGCAGGAAGAACUCCUCCACUGUAAAGAGGUAAAACUGAAUGAAAUGCAGUCACACCAGGUAUCUCUUGAAGAAGAGAUCAAAGAAGUUCAAGGUACUGUAAAAAAACUGGAGAAUGAGUUGAAAAAACAAGUCUUUCUACAAAAUCAAAUGCAAGCUGAGAAGGAACACUUGAAGACAGAGCUUGCAACUAUUAACUUGUUUCAUAAAAAAGACCAAGAACAACUCCUAGAAAUGCAAGCAGAUGUAAAAAAUUUAAGCACUGUACGCGUGGAACUAACAAACAGAAUAGCAGAAGAGGAGAAAGCCAAAAAGGAAUUACUUAAGAGCCUCUCAGACCUCCAGAAACAGCAGGAAUCUAAUCAUGAAGACAUGAUUUCAGCUAACAGGCAGCUGAAGAUGGAAAGAGAAUUUCACCAACAGGAGUUGGCAGAUCUUAGAUCAGAGCUACAAAAUGUGAAAAUCAAACAUGAACAAAAUGUUCAAGAGCUCAGGAAACUCCUUAAACAAGAAAAAGAUGAUGCAGAGGCUCAGAUAAGAAUGCUAAAGAUGGAGCUUUUAGAAGAGAAAAACAUAAUCAAGAAUCAGUGUCGACAACUGGAAAAAAUCAAAGUUGAGUAUGAUAAAUUGACAGAAGAAUUAACCCAAAAUGAGGAAGAAAAUAUAAAACUGAAACGGAAAUGUGAGUUUCUAAAACAAGAACUGGAGAAAAAGGAAAAGCAGAUCAGCAAUGAAGAUCAUUUGAGAAAGAUGAGUGAGGCCAGACUGCAGUUUAAAGAUCAGCUGCGUCACUUAGAAAUGGAACAGCAAUCCAUUCUCUCCAUGAUAGGAAGUGAAAUUGAUGCUGCUUGUGAGAUCUUUUCUCGGGAGUCCAUGGAGAAAUUCAAAGCAAUAUCCCUUACACCAACAGUACUGAAUGAUCCUCAUCGCUGGUUAGCAGAAGCAAAGACUAAGCUUCAGUGGCUGUGUGAAGAGGUAAAGGAAAGAGAAAGUAAGGAAAAAAAGCUGCGAUGCUACUUGCUGCAAAGCCGAGAACAGCUCAAGCACUUUACACAGAAUUCUAUUAAUUAUAAUUUGUUGAAGCAGAUUGAAGUGCGUAGUGCAAGGACACUCAUAGAAAAGAUUUAUUAUGAAGAAAGAGAGCUACUAGAGAAGACACACAGAAGAGAGGAAGAAAUGGGAGCUCUCCAGGAACGUAUUAUGGCCUUAGAAAUGAGUACCCGAGUAGCUUUAAACCACCUGGAAUCUGUGCCUGAGAAACUGAGCCUGUUAGAAGAUCGCAAAGAUACUGGAGAGUCCCAUUUCCGAAUGGAGAUGAUUGAGGAGAGGUAUAUGAAGUAUAAAGACAUAGUGAGUUCUUUGCAGCAACAGCUGAAAGAUUCAAAGCAAAGAGUCAGGCAAGUCAAGGAUGUGAAAAGGGAUGCUGAAAUUUCUGAUAUAGAAGUGGUUGCUCACUCUUCCAGUUGGCGAACUCCAAACAGCUUUUUGUGCAGCUCACCGCUUUCAAGUUCAGGUUCACUUAUGAAAGGGAUGGUUCCUUUGGAUGCAAGUGCCACCAAGGAAGAUUCUCCUAAUGUUGCUGUUAGUGAAAUGAAGCUGCAAGCAGAAGGAGGAAAGCAGUAGAAUAUUUUACUAAGCUACACCAGUUUUCUCUGUGGUAAAUUCCAUUCUACUUUUCUUUGGUUUUUUGAACAGUGGUAAUUUCAUCUGUUU